UCCAUCACAUAAAACGGGAACAGGGGUUGUCGGCGUGGGAAGUGGAGUCUAAUUUUAGCGCCAAGUUAUAAGACAAAUAGAGGGGUUAAAAACAGAAAAGUCAACUAAACAUUGGGAUUUGAAAAUUGGAGUACAAUACAAUACAAACCUUAAAAGGAAGAGAAAGAUUAAGGUAAGCAAAGAGGUAGAUAGCAGUAGAAGGAAAAGACGGCCGGAUGAUGAAAGCCACUAUCUUCAGUAUCACUUUUCUCUUCCUUCUUCUUACAACAAUAACAACAGCGACAGCUGAUGAUGGGUGUUCCAAAUGCAAAGCAUGGCUGGUUCAAUCCAUUCCCACUGACAUGCCCAAACUCGCUCGUGUCCCUGGCGUUCUUUCUACCGCGGAUGUUCUUCAAUGGCUGGCUGGUAACUCUUCAAAGAGUUUGGACAUAAUUGCACAAUAUUGGCAAUUAGUACCACAUCCCUCUGAUCCUCGUUCAGGGGAUUAUGGAUACUCAAAAGAGGAUUUGCAGAGAUUUGGCGCUAAUGAAGGGUUGAAAGUCUACAAAGCAUUAGAAAAUGCUGCAAACCGUAAACUUCUAAUUAGGCUCUUACAGCAUUCUGGAGUUUAUCCCGAUUUCACGGAAGAACCAUCCAACUUAGCAUCAGGUAGGCCAAAUGUAAAGAAUGUGACAUUGCUGCUUAGCGACUGGUGGGGAUCAGGCGUAGUUCAUGCUAAAGUUUGGAUCUCAGACAGUAAAGAUGUUUAUAUUGGGUCUGCAAACAAUGACUGGAAAUCUCUUACUCAGGUAAAAGAAGUAGGAAUAUAUCUCACUGGUUGCUCAGAAAUAGCAGAAAAGGUUGAAAUCUACUAUAACAACCUUUGGAAGCUUGCCCACCUUGAUGUUUCAGCUUACACAAGAUCAAUUUUCGAUCAGCAGUGGCAGAUUAAUCGCAAGGUUCCAUGUUGGUCCCAUUUUAUAAAUCCUAAAGAAAGGUGCAGAUCACCACUUCCCAAGUACAUGGAAGUUGCUCAUGUCGCUGGCUACCCUGUAUUGUCAGACCCGCACAUGUCUCACAUUUCCAUAGAGACACCUGGACUCAAUGAUUCAUUUUCCGAUCGUCAACUCAGCUAUCUUUCAUUUGCUCCUCCAGAGCUCUUGUUUGGCAAGUACCAAACAGACGAACAGGCCUGGGUGGACACCAUUAAAUCAGUAGGAAAAGGGGGAACAGUCAGAAUCAACACCAUGGAUUGGCUUGGUCAGUCAGGCUAUAUAAAAAAAGAAACAGUUUAUUGGCCAUCGCUUUCCUCAGCUAUUUCAGAGGUUGUCUUCUCCAAGAGCGCAAAGGUUCAAAUACUGGUCGCAAAGUGGGCUCAUUUUAUAAACCACACGGAUCGGUAUCUGAAGUCCCUGCUUUACACCAACACCCUAUGCACUUCUUCAACCUACAACCACUGUUCUGGUAAAGUUGAGAUCAAGUAUUACAUCGUUCCAGGAUACAAUUCAACUGGACCUGCAGCACUUAAUGGUACUGCAACUGGGAAUAUUUAUCCUGGUUAUACGCGGGUCAAUCAUGGUAAAUAUGCAGUUAGUGAUGUGCGUGCACACAUAAGCACCAGCAACCUGGUGUGGGACUACUUUUAUACCACAGCAGGCGUUAGCUUUGGGACAUAUCAACCUGCCAUUGUUUCACAACUUCAAGAAAUCUUCAAUGCUGACUGGACGUCGCCAUAUACAGUGCCAGUCGAACCAUUGGAGGAAGGUCAUGCUUGUUCAAGCUGAUGAAAAAGAAAAAGAAGACAAGAUUUUCCCCGCUGUUCUUCUCUGAAGGUCUUGAAGCUUUUAUUUCUCUUUUUCUUUUUUUUUUUUACUCCAAGUAAUAGAAAUUAGCUACUUUUGGAAUUUAGGUCCUUACCAUUCAUUUCACUGGCCAUUACUUGCACAAUAUCUUUGACAAGUUGUUCAUCAAAUAAAUUUAAUAAAUUUGGUUAUGUGAUGUAGUACUCAA
Molecule: messenger RNA, 1989 nt
Organism: Capsicum annuum
Lineage: Eukaryota; Viridiplantae; Streptophyta; Magnoliopsida; Solanales; Solanaceae
Product: phospholipase D Z
Exons: 7
Coding region: 216-1763 (515 amino acids)
Molecular function (GO): catalytic activity
Source: RefSeq, a predicted model, not a curated record